This is a messenger RNA of Punctularia strigosozonata HHB-11173 SS5, 1208 nucleotides long. Its product is annotated as dihydroceramide delta(4)-desaturase. Gene Ontology annotation, molecular function: sphingolipid delta-4 desaturase activity. Gene Ontology annotation, cellular component: membrane. The transcript is spliced from 6 exons. Lineage: Eukaryota; Fungi; Basidiomycota; Agaricomycetes; Corticiales; Punctulariaceae. The record is from RefSeq and is a predicted model, not a curated record. Gene Ontology annotation, biological process: ceramide biosynthetic process. Bases 18 to 1208 code for a protein of 396 amino acids.
GCCGCGAUCAUCGUUGGAUGUCUUCCGCAAAGCCUGAUUUCAGCCUCUAUGGGGGCGCCGAGUCGCUCACGGAAGGCAAGCCGCACCGGGCCCCCCGCAGGACCGUCGUCGUCCGCCCGACGCAGCAGGACGACGGCGUGUCGCACCCCGCGCCGCCGCAGGACCCGACCGACUUUCUUUGGCUCAUGACCGAAGAGCCGCACCGCUCGCGGCGCAUGGCCAUCAUGAAGGCGCACCCCGAGGUGACGAAGCUCAUGGGCCACGAACCCCUCACCAAAUACGUCGUGACCGCCGUCGUGUCCCUCCAGCUAACGUGCGCGUACCUCCUCCGGCACACGCACCCGCUCUCGUGCAAGUUCCUGCUCUGCGCGUACGCGAUCGGCGGGACCGCGAACCACAACCUCUUCCUCGCCAUCCACGAGAUCACGCACAACCUCGCCUUCCGCGGCGUGCGCGCCAACAAGGCCCUCGCCGUCUUCGCCAACCUGCCCAUCGGCAUCCCCUACGCCGCCGCGUUCAAGAAAUACCACAUCGAACACCACAAGAACCUAGGCGAAGACGGGAUCGACACCGACCUCCCCACCCGGCUCGAGCUCCUCCUCCUCAACAACGUCCUCGGCAAAACCUUCUUCGCCACCUUCCAAAUCCUCUUCUACGCCCUCCGCCCGACCUUCGUCCGCGCCCAAACCCUCACCCGCUGGCACCUCCUCAACCUCUUCUCCCAACUCACCUUCGACUACCUCCUCGUCUCCGCCCUCGGCUGGACCCCGCUCGCCUACCUGAUCAUGUCCAGCUUCUUCGCCGGCAGCCUCCACCCCUGCGCGGGCCACUUCAUCGCCGAGCACUACCUCUGGGACGGCCUCGCGCAGGAGACCUACUCCUACUACGGCCCGCUCAACGCCCUCGCCUACAACGUCGGCUACCACAACGAGCACCACGACUUCCCCUCCGUACCCUGGACCCGCCUCCCCGCCCUCCGCGCGCUCGCGCCCGAGUUCUACGACACCAUCCCCUCGCACCCCUCCUGGCCGAUGGUCAUCGUCAACUUCAUCCGCGACGCCGACGUCGGCAUCUUCGCCCGCGCCAAGCGUCUCCGCAGCUACAAGCGCGCCGCGAGCGAAGCGGAGAAAGCGGGCAAGGACGAGGACGGGUCCGAGACGGAGACGCUCGUGGACCCGGACGGCGUCGAGAUCAACAAGGUCGAGUGA